Messenger RNA from Perkinsus marinus ATCC 50983, 153 nucleotides. RefSeq lists its product as hypothetical. Lineage: Eukaryota; Perkinsozoa; Perkinsida; Perkinsidae. The transcript is spliced from 2 exons. The record is from RefSeq and is a predicted model, not a curated record. The annotation marks the transcript as partial.
UGCAUACGCUCGACACCUCCUCAAUGAGAUUUGGAAGCAUGCCUGGAACAGGAAGCGGCAGGCUCUGACGGCAUACUGGGGUGGCGAGCGCGUGGGGCCUAGCAUCCUCCGUCUAGCUGAGAUCGGUUUUGUAUCAUCGACCGACUGGAGGUA